UUGAUAGCCUUUCUGAGGUGUAAUUACACAGAAUUUAUGAUAAAUUAAUGUAUUCUAUAAAAUGUAAUAAAACUGCCCCCCGAACCCAGUUUGAGAACCACUGAGCUACAUGGAAUGACUGAAUGAGCCUCGAGACUCCAGAUGUGAAGUGGGCGGAAACUUUUUCAAAACUACACAACAGACUCUCGAGCGGACUCUGCUACGGUGAUUUUUUUAGGAAAACUGCACAUAUACCUUUUCAGGAUUUCUUGCCAUUAUAUAAUCGAGAUUAUAACGGAUAUAUUUACGAUCAGUAUAAACUAGAAGAAAAUGUUAAGCGAAAUCGAGACAGCUGGGUCUUCGGACGCUUCUGCUACGGCAGAGGGGAACCCUGGCCCGAGCGACUUACUGGAAAUUACUUUCCAGAAGAACCCCAAUCAAAAUAAAAAAUUCCUAGAAGCAGAGCCCAAGAUUUUAGGGGUUACAGAGAUAAUGCUGACCGUCCUCUUCAUUACUUCCAAAAUGGCUUAUUUUUCAGACUGGAUAGGAACAAGUGUCGAAAUAGGUUGCUCCUGUGUUGGCAUAAUAGCUGGUAGUCUGGCAAUAGCUGCACAGAAUCUCCACUUACGAACACUCAAGGCUUGUUUUGGAAUGCAGAUAGUCACGUGUUUGACAUAUGGAUUCAUUCUCAUCAUCUCAUUUGAUCUUCAAUCAAACCCUGCAUAUACAGCCUGCUGGUACACCUUGGAGAAGAAUGAACUACCAUUAUGUAAAUCUUUAUUGAUUGGAUUUAGUCAAAUGGAUUUAAUAGAUAAUCUCACGGAAGCGGUUCAGACUGCCCUCUCUAUUACACUAGCUGCAUAUUGCUGCAAGGUUAUUCAGUGCUGCUCGCCCAGGUCUCAUGAGCCUGUCAUCGUUAUGAAACCACCCAGAGCUUCAGAUUGAAAGGAAGUAUAUACAAAGAGUAUUGACCUGAUCAUUGUCAGGACUCCAUCACUGGCACCAUCAUCUUCAUCAUUCACUCCUCCCUCUUGUUUACUCUCACCUGAGUAUUGACCCUCUCACCUGUGCACCAUCAUCUCACUCCCUUUAUAACCCGCACUCUCCCAUUCAUUCUCUGUCUGGUCUCGUCUAUGUUUGACUCUCAGACUCACCCGUGUUACAAAGGACUUACCUGUAAUCUUCAUCAUGUCGUGGUCUUCCUCCGAUUGUCCCCUCCUACGAUCUUUAUCUGCCAUUCACAAAGAGAGACUCUGUUAUUAUAAAGCUAACUAUUACCGUUUACUCACCAUUUCUCAUUCACCCGCUGUGUACAUUCAAUAAACUAUAUUUAUCUUA
Molecule: messenger RNA, 1317 nt
Organism: Paramisgurnus dabryanus
Lineage: Eukaryota; Metazoa; Chordata; Actinopteri; Cypriniformes; Cobitidae
Product: membrane-spanning 4-domains subfamily A member 4A-like
Source: RefSeq, a predicted model, not a curated record